Molecule: messenger RNA, 3350 nt
Organism: Coccomyxa subellipsoidea C-169
Lineage: Eukaryota; Viridiplantae; Chlorophyta; Trebouxiophyceae; Coccomyxaceae
Product: E1 subunit of 2-oxoglutarate dehydrogenase
Exons: 22
Coding region: 1-3063 (1020 amino acids)
Biological process (GO): tricarboxylic acid cycle
Cellular component (GO): mitochondrion; oxoglutarate dehydrogenase complex
Molecular function (GO): thiamine pyrophosphate binding; oxoglutarate dehydrogenase (succinyl-transferring) activity
Source: RefSeq, a predicted model, not a curated record
AUGGCCCUCAGCGGUUUUUACCGCAAACUAGCGACCCAGGUGACUGGGCGCCUCAGAUAUGUGUCGCCCUUAUGUCUGACUGCCACCGAAAAAGUAUUGCAUACUUCUGCGGUUGCCGGAGCGAUACCGGAUCCCAAGCCGGUGCCGCUGCCGAAGCUCAAAGACAGCUUCCUGGAUGGUACAUCUAGCACAUACUUGGAGGAGCUUGAAGAGCGGUACCGGGCCGAUCCCAGCAGCGUGGACAAGACAUGGGCCAGCUUUUUCAACAGCCUGGAGCAAGGGGUGGCGCCCGAGGCAGUGGCCGAGGCGUACCAUGCGUACGAGCAGGGCAGCAAGGUGUCCCCCCUGUCAGCAGCGGCAGUCUCCAACCAGACCAUCCAGGAGAGCCAGCGCCUGCUGCUGCUUGUGAACGGGCACUUCAUGGCGAAUCUGGACCCCCUAGGACUGGACAAGCGGCCGAUGCCCAUCGAGCUGGACCCGGCGCUGUACGGUUUCUCAGACAAGGACCUCGACAGAGAGUUCUUUCUGGGCACCUGGAAUAUGAAGGGGUUUCUGAGCGAGGAGCGCCCCAUCCGCACGCUGCGCGAAGUGCUGCAGCGCCUUCGCGAGGCAUACUGUGGCACCAUCGGCUACGAGUACAUGCACAUUCCGGACCGGGAGCACUGCAAUUGGCUGAGGGAUCGUAUCGAGACCGCCGAGGAGUUCAAGUACACUCCGGAGCGCAAGCUGCAGAUCCUGGACCGGCUGGCAUGGAGCGAGAUGUUCGAGAGCUUUCUGGCGAACAAGUUUGCGGCGGCCAAGCGGUUUGGCCUGGAGGGCUGCGAGACGCUCAUCCCCGGCAUGAAGGCGCUCAUCGACCGCAGCACCGAGCAGGGCGUCGAGUCCAUUGUCAUGGGCAUGCCCCACCGAGGCCGGCUGAAUGUGCUGGCGAACGUGGUGCGAAAGCCGCUGCGUCAGAUCUUCAGCGAGUUUGCCGGAGUGACCCCCGAGUCCGGGGGCGGCGAGUGGUCCGGCACCGGCGAUGUGAAGUACCACCUGGGCACCUCCUAUGACCGCCCUACCACCUCCGGCAAGCGCGUGCAUCUGUCCCUCCUCGCCAACCCCUCUCAUCUCGAGGCGGUGGACCCGGUGCUGGUGGGCAAGGUGCGCGCGAAGCAGUACUACAGCGACGACGCCAGCCGCGACCGCAACAUGGGCAUUCUGCUGCACGGAGACGGCAGCUUCUCGGGGCAGGGCGUUGUCUAUGAGACCCUCGACAUGAGCGCCCUGCCUGACUACACCGUCGGCGGCGUCAUCCACAUCGUGGUCAACAACCAGGUGGCGUUCACGACGGAUCCGCGCAAGUCGCGAUCCUCCCCGUACUGCACGGACGUGGCCAAGUCCCUCAACGCGCCGAUCCUGCAUGUCAACGGCGAUGACGUGGAGGCCGUGACUCGCGCGUGCGAGCUGGCGGGCGAGUGGCGGCAGCGCUGGAAAAGUGAUGUGGUCGUGGACAUCGUGUGCUACCGCCGCUAUGGGCACAACGAGAUCGACGAACCCUCCUUCACGCAGCCCCUCAUGUACAAGAAAAUCAAGAAGCUGGAGAACGUGUAUAAGAUCUACCAGAAGCAGCUGCUGGAGGAGGGGAUUGUGAAGCAGGAGGACCUGAAACAGCUGCAAGACCAUGUGUCCGGCAUCAUGGGCGCCGAAUUCGAGGCCGCCCGCACCUACAAGCCUGAGGCGAAGGAUUGGCUGUCGUCUUACUGGUCGGGCUACAACUCGCCCAGCCAGAUGUCGCGCAUCCGAAACACCGGCAUGCCUCUCGGUGUCCUCAAGGAGGUGGGCUACGCGCUGACGAAUGUGCCAGAGGGAUUCACGCUGCACAAGGGCGUCAAGCGAGUGUACGAGCAGCGGCGCCAGAUGAUUGACACUGGGGAGGGCAUUGACUGGGGCACAGCCGAAGCACUCGCCUUCGGCACCCUGCUCUCUGAAGGAAAUCACGUGCGGCUGAGUGGCCAGGAUGUUGAGCGAGGCACCUUCAGCCACCGCCAUGCAGUCGUGCAUGACCAGGUGACGGGGGAGUCAUUCACGCCGCUGAGCCACGUGUUCAGCGGGCAGAAGCCGGGCCAGUUCACGGUGUCCAACAGCUCACUCUCCGAGUUCGGCAUCCUGGGUUUUGAGCUGGGCUACGCGCUGGAGAACCCCAACUCGCUCGUCCUCUGGGAAGCCCAGUUCGGCGACUUUGCCAAUGGCGCCCAGGUGAUAUUUGACCAGUUCAUGUCGUCGGGCGAGACCAAGUGGCUGCGCCAGAACGGCCUUACCGGCCCGGAGCACAGCAGUGCGCGGCUGGAGCGGUACCUGCAGAUGGUGGACGAAAAUCCCUACGAGGUCCCCAAGGUGGACGAGUCCAAGUGGUUCUCCGGCGGCCACCUGGGCGGCCAGAUCCAAAAGAUCAACUGGCAGAUUGCCAACUGCACGACGCCGGCCAACUACUUCCACCUGCUCCGGAGGCAGAUCCACCGGCAGUUCCGCAAGCCCCUCAUCGUGAUGUCCCCCAAGAAUUUGCUGCGCCACCCGCAGGCCAAGUCCGGCCUCUGGGAGUUCGACGAGAUCCCCGACGACAAGGGCAUCCAGGGUGUGCGCUUCAAGCGGCUGAUCAUGGAUGAGAGCGCCUCUGACCGCCACCCCCACCCGCCGAAAGAAGAAGGCUUCAAGCGCCUCGUCUUCUGCUCUGGAAAGCUGUACUAUGAGCUCAAGGCGGGCCGGGAGAAGGCAGGCACAGAGAAAGAGGUGGCUCUGGUGCGUCUGGAGCAGCUGGCGCCGUUCCCGUUCGACCUGGUCAUGCGCGAGCUGCGCCGCUACCCCAAUGCCGAGAUUCUCUGGGCUCAGGAGGAGCCGAUGAACAUGGGCGCCUACUUCCACGUGGCCCAGCGCAUCAAGACAUGCAUGAGCGAGGAGAACCGCCCCAUCCCCAUGCAGCUGCAGUAUGCUGGCAGACCCCCCUGCGCAUCGACCGCCACCGGCUUCGGCAAGGUGCAUGCACAGGAGCAGGCAGCGCUUGUUCAGGCCGCUGUUGAGGUCUGACAGCCUCAAGACCCCUUUAACUUAUGAGAAGCACAUGAAUCAUGUGUGCACAGUCAGACAUGGUCUCAUUCUUAUUACGUAAUAUUGGUAUACCGGUUGCAAUUAGGGUGUUUAUUGAUAUCUUGAGAGCCUGAGCCUGUUAUCCCGGGAUCAUGCAAGGACUCGUGAAACAUCACGCCAUGUCGUGAUGAUGGUUGUUAACCAAGAUUUUCAAAUGUUCUCACUCCUACGUAGUGUAUACAUGUGUAUCUGAAGAUGUUGUUAAUGCGGCCCACGCCUUUCCACAU